CCUUUAAAGACAAUAGGAAAACUCCCACGGAUUUCAGCGGAGCCAGGAUUUCACCCUUGGGGGGCUUGCCUAAUUUAGAGCAGGGGAAAGCCAGUGCUUGCUGCCAGGCGAGGAAUAGCUGGGGUGGAGGGUAAAGGGCAGGUCCCUGCUGCCUUCUACCCGCUGCAGAGAGGGGAGGGGGUCCCCAUCCUUGGCGAUGGCACAGCUUGGCUCGCGUACCCGACUCUCCCCGUCCCGCUGGGCGGUACGUGGGGAAGGCUGCCCGCAUCCCGGCCACCCCGUGCGCGCAGAGCCCCGCUGCGCCCUGAGCGCAGCAGCGAGCCGGGGAGGCAGCGCCAGGGCAGGGCUGGGGUCCGGGCUUAGCCCCCUGCCCCCCGCCAGCCGCUCCGCCGGGAGGCGCCGGGGACGGAGGAACGGCCCCGUCCCCGGCCGCUGCAGGGCGAGGCGUUCCCGAGUCGUCCCCAGCAGGGGAAACUCCCAGCCAAGGUCCCGUGCGCUCGGGCUGGAGGGAGCGGCCCUGCCUGGCUAGCAGGGCAGCCGGCGGCUCCGCAGUGCUGGGCGCGCAGGCCAGGCUGCCCGGAGCGCCGGAGGCGCGGCUCGGCCCGGGGCUGGCGCUGCCCGCCGCGGAGGCGAGGGGCCAGGCUGAGCCGGGCAAGCAGCAGCCGGGGAGCGGAUCUCGGGGGCGAUCCCGGCGCUGGCUCCCGGCUGGGGGGAGCAUGGGGAGCCCAGCCCGGCACUAGCAGGGAGACCGGCUGGCUGGCCGCGGGGACCAACUCACCUGCAUCCCCCUCCCCGCGGAGCCCGGCCUUGGCCAGCCCCGCGCCGGAGCGCCCGGCCUCGGGCAUGGCCCUGGCGCGCCCCGCGCCGGAGCGCAUCCGGAUCUCCGAGGUGGAAAUGGAGCGCUACUACUGCCUGCUGCAAGCCGCCGCCCGCCUCGACUCCAGCGUCGCCGAAACCACAAUUCCCCUUUGUGCAAAGGACAUCAGUGACGAUUUGAGGAAGAAGUUUGCUUUUCUUUCUGGUGGCCGAGGGAAAGACAACGGUUGGAUCAUCACAUUUCCUGAAAACUCCCAUUUCAAUGAAGCAUCGGAGGAGGUUCUAACGAAAGUCUUAACAUACUUAACUUCGGUCCCAAGUCAACAUGAAACCGACACAAAAUUUAUGCUAAUCCUGGAUAGAAGAUUGGAUACAUGGACGUCUGUCAAAAUGACUCUCCAAAGGAUAGCAGCCUCCUUCCCUGGGAACCUGCAGCUAGUGAUGGUUCUACGUCCCACUGGGUUUUUCCAGCGCACUUUCACUGACAUUGGAUUUCGCUUCAGUCAGGAGGAUUUUCUACUCAAAUUACCGGUGGUUAUGCUGAGCUCAGUCAGUGAUUUGCUGAUGUAUAUUGAUGAGAAGCAGUUAACCCCGGAGUUCGGGGGCACCUUGGAAUACCGUCAUAGCGAAUGGGUUAUCUUCAGAACUGCUAUUGAGAGUUUUGCACUAACAGUGAAGGAAAUUGCACAGAUGUUACAAUCUUUCGGCACAGAGCUGGCAGAAACAGAGCUACCGGAUGACACGUAUUCAAUUGAGCGCAUCCUGGCUUUGCGCACAGAAAAGUAUUGUCAGCUCAAGGGAGAUAUUACAGUAGUAACAAAAGAAGGAAACGUGCUGUUAAGUAGUUUAGAAGAGCCCAAUGCCAACGAACGUAGUCAGAAACAACACCACGACAGGCCCGGAGACUGGGAAACUGUGAAUCGGUUACUUGCUCAGUUGCAUGAGAUGGAAACUGCUUUUGAUGGCUUCUGGGAAAAACAUCAACUGAAAAUGGAGCAGUAUUUACAACUGUGGAAGUUUGAGCAAAGUUUUCAAGAGCUCCAGAGUGCCAUUGAAUUUUUAAUGGGUCAGCAAGUGGAACUGCCUGAUACUGGAGAUAGCGUGGCUCAGGUGAAACAAAGGCUCAAAGACUUGGGUAAUUUGGAUGGAAUGGCUCAGGACCUGGUAGGGAAAGCGCAGGUGGUGAUAUUACAUGGGCACCAGCUAGCGGCAAAUCAUCAUUACGCACUCAGCUUAAUCUGUCAGCAGUGCAAUGAGCUGCGGCACCAUUCUGACGUCCUGUCGGAGGAGAUCAAGAGGAAGCGCGUACGGCUCCAGAUGACCUUAGAUCUGCACACCCGCCUGCAGCAGGCCCUCGAGUGCUGUGAUGAAGGGGCUAAUCUUCUAGCUAAUCAGCCAAUGGAUAAAUGCCAGUCUAAAGAAGGUGCUCAGAAAGCUCUUGAGGAUAUAGACAAAUUCCUUGAAAGUUCUUUGCUGUACUUAAACUAUGAUCCUCAAGUCCUGUGCUAUGACUUUGAAUCUGUUUUAACACCUGAAAUAAAGGACCAGAUACAGUCAGUCCAGGUCAAGCUUGAAAACAUUCGAACUAUGUUUGAGAAUCGGCAAACUUGCUUCAAAAAGCUGGUGGAUAAACAAGUCCGGCCUGUUCAGUUAGUAGCCCCUCGACCAGAAAACCCACCAAGAUCGAAAUCUCCUUUAUUCUCUCCCAAACACGGCAUGGAUUUUAAUUCCGGUUUGAAGUUUUCAUUUGACAUCUCUCUCCCUGGGAAGAAAACGUCAAGAAAAUCUCUCAACUCUCGUAAGAUUGAAGUAAUGCAUGACUAUCAAGAAAAAAGGAAUUCCUUGCAGUCUUUUAUUUCAGAAAGUGAAGACAACUUAGAUACACUAAAAGGCCAUGUCAUAAAUGAGCUAAUAGAAACAGAGAGAGUGUACGUAGAGGAACUGUCCACUGUUCUGAUGGGUUACAGGGCUGAAAUGGAAAAUCCAGCAAUGGUCAUUCUCAUGCCACCUGCCCUGAGAAACAGAGAGGAUGUUCUCUUUGGGAAUAUGCCAGAGAUAUAUGACUUCCAUAACAAAAUUUUCCUACACAAUCUGGAAAGCUGUGUUGGAGCACCAGAGCGAGUGGGGCUUUGUUUCCUGGAAAGGCGAAAAGAUUUUCAGAUGUAUGAGAAAUAUUGUCAGAACAAACCCCGGUCGGAGUCUCUGUGGAGGCAGUGUUCAGAAAGCACCUUCUUUCAGGAAUGCCAAAGAAAAUUAGAACACAGACUUGGGCUGGAUUCCUAUUUGCUCAAGCCAGUACAACGUUUGACAAAAUACCAGUUGCUUUUGAAGGAAUUGCUAAAAUACAGCACAAGCUGUGAUGGAGUUAAAGAAUUGCAAGAAGCUUUGGUUGCAAUGUUGGAUUUACUAAAAUCAGUCAAUGACUCUAUGCAUCAGAUUUCAAUAACAGGAUAUGAUGGGGACUUGAGUGAACUUGGAAAAGUAUUGAUGCAAGGAUCGUUCAGUGUUUGGACAGGACACCGAAAAGGCCCUACAAAAAUGAAGGAGCUUGCCAGGUUCAAACCAAUGCAGAGGCACCUCUUCCUGUAUGAGAAAGCCCUGGUGUUUUGUAAGAAGAGAGAGGAGCAUGGAGAUGCGUAUGAUAAAACCUCUUCAUACAGUUUUAAGCAUUUUUUGAAAAUGAAUGCUGUUGGAAUCACUGAAAACGUGAAGGGGGAUCAUCGAAAAUUUGAGAUCUGGUACAGCGGACGAGAGGAGGUGUAUGUUGUGCAGGCCCCAACAGUAGAUGUGAAGAUGGCGUGGUUAAGUGAAAUGAGAAAAAUUUUGUUCAAGCAGCAGGAGCUUAUAAAAGGCCCUUAUUCAGCAAGGUACUUCAGCACCUGCCUCAUUUUAGUUGAGAAGAAACCAUACGGUUUGUUUACAGACCAGAUCCAACUUUCCCCUCAGCUGAGUGAUGGAAAGCAGCAUAGAGCCUCCAUAAGCUCCGAAGAAAAUGAUUCUGAACGCACCAGUCCUGUAAUGUUGGAUCGUAUCAGCUCAUCGCCACAGAACAAGCCAAAGCAAAACUGGUCGAGAAUGUCACAAUCUGUGGAAAUCUGUGAAGGGCUUGAGGACUGGUCCAGCAACAAUUACCUUUCUAAUUGCUCAGACACAGAAGAAGAAGAUGGGAGCCAGUUGUCUCCAGGAAAAUAUAAAGCCCUAGCAGAUUGCAAGAAUAGAGGAUCGGAGGACCUGCUGGUUAAAAACGGGGAUGUAAUUCAACUUUUGCAUGAGGAUGGGGAAGGGCAAUGGUUGGUGAAAAACCUGAACAGAAGGAAAGAGGGCUGGAUUCCUGUCAACAGUUUGCAGAUAGUAAUCGGCGACUGUAGGUUUCGGAAUGCCAAAGUCGCAGAAAGCAGACUUCACUUUUUUACAAGUGGAUAUUCUCAUCCGCUUCAUGCAGUAGAUCUUUUGUUACUACGUAAAGAACAUUCGAGCGUCACAGCAAAAUAAAUGCAGAGAUGAUACUAUCCAACUGGUUGUGGUAGUUAACGGGCAGAUUACUGAAUUAAGUCAAAUUCUGGGGUCUUUGCUUGGACAAGACUCCCACUCAAGCUAGUGGGAGUUUGCUUUUAGUGAAGACCACAGUUUUGAGGCAUUGUUACAUUAUUACAAGAACCAGUGUAUUCUUCGAAUAAGAUGCUCUAAUGUUCUCAUUCUUCAUUACUUUAUAGAUGCUGCCCUGUGUAACACAAGCAAGUUUAGUUCCCCCUGAGUUACAGGUGAACUAGUAGCCCCCUAUUUUUGAUGCUCCUUUGGAGACUUUGCACUAGGUGUUACAAAGAAACCACACAAUAGCUGGAGUUACCCUGUACUGUUCAUCACAGUCACAGAAUUUCACAGCUUCAUCUGCACGGACCGGGACUGCAGUUUGUCACAGUCAUAAACAGUUUGUCACAGUCAUAAAGGAAGACAUUAUUGGCUAUUUCAUUCUUUUUCCCCUAUGGAAAGCACUGUAUUUUAUUUUUGCCUGCUGUUUUUCCAUGACAUCCAUUAAGUUCAUCAGAGAAGUAAAUCGACAGUGUCCUGACACUUCAUUUAGAUGCCUGAAAUUGAGUCGACAGGUUGAAAGCUUUACCUAUUUAUUUGUUGCGCUUGAUUGCAAAUGAAAGCGUUCAGUUUUAGUAAACCAAAAAAAUAAAAAAGCCACAUUUUCUAGUUAAAUUCAUUUUAUGGAAUGGGUUUAGAUAUAUUGCAGCUAUGUGAAUGUAAUGGACAAUAAGAUCAUCUUCUGGCUGGGUCAUAUGAUGAUGAUGCAAUAAUGCUAAAGAACUUCCUUUUGCACUGAAUAGCUGAUUCAAAGCCCAUUGUAGUCAAUAGAAUGACUCCUGUUGAUUUCAAUGGCCUGGGGAUCAGGCCCACUGACUGACAACUCAGGGUUGUCAAGAAUCACUUCAAGUUCCAAAGUGUUCCAGGGGUAACACCUGUAUCUAGCAAGUGUUGAAGUUUACAUGUAAUGUAUUGUCCUUUUGGAACGUGUGCCAUAACUAUAAGUUAAAUGUCCACAUUUGCACUACAGAUGUUCUUCUUAUAAGACUGUACUUGUCAGCAUCUUUACUGAUAACUUACCUUGUGAAUUUUGGGGAAAAAAAUAUUAAAAUGUUUCAUAAUUUAUUUUGUUUGUCUAGUUUUUCUUUUUGUAAUACAUAUGUACAGGUGGUUUGACUUUUAAACAGGGCUGUAUAAAGAUAAUUCUAAUUGCAUUGAAAACAGGGUUAGUGAUAUGCAUGCAAUAUUGAAUUUACACACUGUCUCAUUGGAUUGAAAUGUUUUAUACUCUGGAUUAAUGAGGGAUCCUUUUGAUGUGAAUUUGAUUUGUGAGCCAUGAAUUCUGAGUUAUGGUGUAAAGUUAUAUAAAACCUCAUUUUUAUUUUCCAGUGACCAUUUUUGUACAAAGGAAUUGCUGAGCUACUGUAUGACUGUCAUUGGAAUUGCAUGGUACAUUUCGUAGCAUGGUAGUACACCGAACUAAUGCUGUUUGGCACUUUUCUAACAUAAUAUUACUCUUCCAUCCUCAAAAAUAUGAAACUUGUACAGUAGAUCAGCUGCAUCUGAAUUAAGGAUCGCUGCAAAUAUUAGAGAUCCCAAUCUUGUCCAAUUACUGGCAUUCUUAAUGAACAGAUUUUAAAUCAUCCAAAUACAUUUUUAUCUAUUUUAAAUAGGAUCACAAUGCACUUGUUAAGAGUAAAAAUAAGAUUCUGUUCAAUUACUAUUGGGGCUACUUAUAGUAGUAACAAUUCUUAUGGU
Chelonia mydas (Green sea turtle) is the source of this 6102-nucleotide messenger RNA. RefSeq names its product MCF.2 cell line derived transforming sequence (gene MCF2). The transcript has 31 exons. The coding region runs from base 844 to 4308 and encodes 1154 amino acids. The record is from RefSeq and is a predicted model, not a curated record. Gene Ontology annotation, biological process: dendrite development; intracellular signal transduction. Gene Ontology annotation, cellular component: cytoplasm. Lineage: Eukaryota; Metazoa; Chordata; Testudines; Cheloniidae. Gene Ontology annotation, molecular function: guanyl-nucleotide exchange factor activity; protein binding.